Molecule: messenger RNA, 2197 nt
Organism: Labrus bergylta (ballan wrasse)
Lineage: Eukaryota; Metazoa; Chordata; Actinopteri; Labriformes; Labridae
Product: transmembrane protein 25
Biological process (GO): negative regulation of excitatory postsynaptic potential
Source: RefSeq, a predicted model, not a curated record
CCUCCCUCCCUCCCUCUCCUCAUCCCCUUCCUCCCUUCCCACUCUCUCCUCUCUGGAGUGGCGGCAGCGUGACUGCCUGCGUCACCCAGCCAGCUAGUGAAUGCUGCUACUGGAGCUGCCGUACCCUGCACAGAGCCCUGUGUGUGUGUGUGUGUGUGUGUGUGUGUCCGGUGUGUGUGUGUGUGUAAUUGUAUGAGUGUACGCAGAUGGGAAAGCAACUGAGUCAGGGAGGGCUGCCUCUCAUCGCCUUGCUGUUAUCACCAUCCUUCACUCUCCCUCCUCUCCUCCUCUGCUGCCAUGGAGCUCCAGCAGGCUGAAUCACAACAUCGUCUGCAGAAAGCGCUGAGCAGGUAGUUGUGUGUGUGCGGUGCUCCGUCGGGCCAAUAUGGAGCGCGGGUGUCUGAGACGGUGGGCGUCGGGCUCUGCUGUAGUGUUCCUUCACACACUGGCCUUAUCAUGGACAGGUGCUAUUGAACCCGCCCCAAAAAUUGACGGACGGCACCGAGCAGCUUUGACACUGCAGGAGAACAUGACGCACCGGUUCAGCUGCCAAUCAGACGGCUGGGAUCCCCGCGCCCCUCCCCUGCUAACCUGGUACCUGAACGGGGAACAACAGAGAGCGCCAUCACCCAACCGUGGACGCCUGGUGAUGACAUCGAAGGAAGAUUCUGAUUUCAUGAGACCAGGGGCCAAUCCCAACAGCAACUUCUCUCUGCGGGCCAGGAAGUGGGACAGGGAGCUGGUGUGUGUGGCGUCAGACCCCAGGACGGGAGAGAGCUACAAUGCCACGGUCACACUCAAUGUCCAGUUUCAGCCAGAGAUCCUCAGGGUGAACGCCCACUACAGUGCAACCUCGGACCCUGGCCUCUCCCUGGUCCUCUUCGCCUUGAUCCGCUCAAACCCGCCUGCCACCAUCACCUUCGUGGACCAGUCCGGCCAGCCAGUAGCCAACACCUCAGACUUCCUCAUCCUGGAUUCACGAAGCUACCCAUGGCUGACCAAUCACUCUCUAAGGGUCAUGCUCAGCAGCCUAUCAGGAAACAUCUCGCUCAACGCCAGUAACAGUGUGGGAACUGUGCAGAGCAACCUCACACUGGCAGAGUUCCUGCAGUCUCGUGUUGAGGUGCCCAUGCUGGGAAUAGUGACCGGAGGAGCCAUGGCCUUCAUGGCGCUCCUCAUCCUCAGUCUGAUCGUUCUCUGCCUCAUGCAAAAAAACAAGAGCAAGUCCAUCGAUGAGCCAGUGGAAAUUCUGAUGACCAAGAAAAGUGAAUCUGCCAUUCUGAAGGUGGAGAAGGCAGAUAAGACCCACAUCCCCAGAGAGAACAUGUCUCUGCCUUCAAACAUGCAGCUCAAUGACCUCAGCACGUUGAGAAAAGCCCGAGAGGCCGCCCAGCAGAACAGCGUGGGAGAGAGGAGAGCGGAAGAGGAGGAGGAAGAUCUGUCAUUAGCCUAUGCUGCCAGAGGUUUUGCCAGAUAUCCGAUGGUGGGUUACAUCUACAAGGUGAACAGCACAAGCAGCGAGGAGAUCUGGCUCUGACCAACCACAAAGUUACACACAAACACCCACACACACACACACACACACACACACACACACACACACACACACACACACACACACACACACACACACACACACACACACACACACACACACAGUGCAUGCAUGCAAAAAUACUUACAACAGUGCUGCUGUCCAAGAGGGAACCCAGAACAACUGCCAGUCAGUCAUUCAACCAAAUAUCAGUCGCCCGGAAAAACUACAACACCCAGUUUCGACACACUCUGUUUCUCUGACAGGUUCUCAACUUUCUUGUUCACAAAUCAAAAACAAUGUUGGUGUUUUUUGUCUUUCUGAGUCAGUGUUCUGGUCCAUGAUGUGUCGUCUCAAUAACCCCAAAGUGUAACCCCGACAUGAGAAUGCUCAUAUUCCCUAUCUUUAAUUUCCUCCUGUAACCAUGUGCUCCUCGUGUCCUCCUCCCCGGCCGCAUUACUGGAAUGCAUUACUUGUUCCAUGCUUACACCAGAAUGUGCAAGAUAACGUACUGUAUGUGAAAUGUGACCGACGCUAUCCAAACAAGACGGUACAUAAUUAAAGAUAUUUGUAUAUGAACCUGUAACAUGUCAUGUACUGUAUAUUUGUAUGCAUAUGUAUAUGUGUAUAGAAGAGGACGUCUAAUAAAGAUAAUAUAUAAAA